Adineta steineri is the source of this 1506-nucleotide messenger RNA. The record is from the annotation of a GenBank genome assembly. Lineage: Eukaryota; Metazoa; Rotifera; Eurotatoria; Adinetida; Adinetidae.
AUGCCACUAGUAUAUCCCAUUAUUAUCCGACAUGGUUUUCGUCGUCUUGUCGAACGAUGUUAUUCAAUUGAUUUUCGUCAAUCUUUAACUACACUAUGUUUAUUUUUUCUUCUCUCACUUUUUACUUCUAUUAUUAUCAAUGUUCUAUUACCGAUUUUACUAAUUAAAAUUUCUCCAACAACACUUCAAUCAACAUCAUCAUCGCUUAGUUUAUUUACAUCAAGUCACAUUUUCUUUCCAGCAGGUGUAACAUCUUUACAAUGUACAUCACAAAAAACUCAUGAAUUACAAGCACAUAAUCCUCAACAAGAAUCAUUUAAUAAAGAACGAAAAUAUACCAAAGAUCAAGCAAAACAAAAAAAUGUUUCUAGUGAUCUUCGACAAGAAGCAGAAACGGCACUUCAUUUAGCAUUACGUUUAAUUACUGAAAAUAAAUUUGAAAAAGCAAGAAAAGUUUUUGACCAUGCAUUAACACUUGAUCCUUAUAAUUCUGAAAUACUUGUUGAAUAUGGACAAUUUCUUGAAUAUCAUCAUAAAGAUUUAAUACAUGCUGAUAGUUUAUAUACACGUGCACUUGUUAAACAACCAACAAAUCCUCGUGCAUUAGAAUUAAAAAAACGUACAUUACCAUUAGUUGAAGAAAUUGAUCAAAAACAUUUUACUUUAGUUGAUAAUCUUCUUCAAGAACUCUAUCGUAUUCCGGAUACAAAUCCGUAUUUACGACGAGCUAAACGUGAUGCUUAUUAUUUACAUAUUUAUCAUUCAAAUGCAAUUGAAGGUAAUACAUUAAAUCUUCGUGAAACUCGACAUAUUGUUGAAACACGAAUGGCUAUUGGUGGAAAAUCUCUUAUUGAACAACAAGAAGUUCUCGGUCUUGAUUUAGCUUUACAAUAUGUUAAUUGUACAUUAGUUAAUCGUCUUGGUUCAAUAAAACUUGAAGAUAUAUUUGAAAUACAUCGUCGAGUUUUAGGUUUUGUUGAUCCAGUACAAGCCGGUCAAUUACGUCAACACCAAGUUUAUGUUGGAUCAUUUAUUCCGCCAGCAGCUCAUGAAGUUGCAGCAUAUCUUGAUGAUUUUCUUAUUUGGCUUAAUUCAUUAGAAGAUACUCGAGAUCUUCAUGCUAUUGAAUUAGCUGCUCUUGCACAUUAUAAAUUUGUUUAUAUUCAUCCAUUUAUUGAUGGUAAUGGUCGAACAGGACGUUUAUUAAUGAAUUUAAUUUUAAUGAGAUCUGGUUUUCCACCAGUUAUUAUAAAGAAAUCUGAACGUUUAAUUUAUUAUUCACAUUUAGAUCAAGCAAAUGAUGGUGAUGUUCGACCAUUAAUACGUUUUAUUGCGAAAUGUACGGAAAGAACUUUAUCGGAAUUUAUUCAUCAAUCACAACCAACAAGAAGUACUGGGCAAGAAUUAAGUUUAACUGAUGAUGAUGAUAAUGAUGAUGAACGAAAUAUUGAUGAUGAUGAUGAUGGAAUGAGUUUAAUUGACGAACGUGUUAUUAUGGUAGAAUGA